UGUGUGUCUCAGUCGGCAGCGGAUAAAAAUAUUCUUACAGAUACAGUAGAUAUACAUCUGGAAUACAUCUCAUUUGGGAGGCUGAUUUACUGUUUCCUGCGGACAAAAAUGUCUCAUUCUUUGAAUACUUGAGGAGUGACGACAACUUUCCUCUUUCCGGACUUCAGCCUACUCUAAUCGCCGAAGAUACAGCGUGGAGUCCCAGAAAACAACAACACGGAUUUAACAAUGCAAACAGAUCAAUUUCCCGAUCGGGAUUUGCAAUUUUAAGCGCCAGGGAGUUUGGAAUCUCUGCAGCGGGGACACCAAGCAAUGUUAACUGCAGAGAUGCGUGGUUUGCUGAGGUCCAUGUCCAUGGAUGUUGCGGCUCGGUCGGGCUGCACACGGUGCCUUUGGGUGGCUGUGAUUGGACCGGACACAGACUGGGGCUGACUGAUGUUUGUCCGAGAGGAAAUGUGUUGGGUAGGAGAUCGAUAUGACUUUCUGGCGUACGCGAGGGGGGAGAUGCCAGUCUACAGGAGCACACGUAUUACAGUGAGGACGGAGGAAAACAUGCAGGCAUAAGGAUUUGUUUCACUUGGAUUUAAAUUCUGAAUAGACCAGGACUAUCUUCUAACAUCAGACAUUUAUGUACAUUUAAUGUGAUGUGUUUUGCUGCUUUUGCAAACUGUUUCAGGAUUGCAUAUGGAGAGUAUUUGUUCUUGCACUAAAGUUUUUUCCCUCUUCUUGACUGUGAUGCAUGGGACUUUGAUGUUACAUCACUGGUUUUAUAAUACAUCAUCUUUUUGGACAAAUCUAUUUCACUUGGACUUGCACUCCUAACAGCUGCAUUUAUGGGACACUACAAAAUUGUUUAAGGAAGAAAACAACCAGUUGCCUAAUUUUGAAAUUCAGUAAAAUGUAUUCACAAAUGCCCGGCAACAUGUUAGUUAACUGGGUUGUAUAUUGUGCUUUUAUAUUUCCGCUGUUCGCAGUGGGGACAGCUUUCUCGGGGGUCUUCAACGCCACAGAUAGAGACAUUUUUACAGAUGAUUUGCUGCAGGUCAAGCUCACACAAGACAGAGCAACUGAGCGGUGGAAACUCCAGUUGACUGAUUCCCAUCCCAACCUAUAUUUUAACCAAGUGGAUGUUUUGCACUUGAGGCAAAGGUCCUCCACCACCCACAGUCACAUAUUUAAAGUCAUCCGGGCAGCUGCACUAACCAUGUUGUCUAAUGUUCCCUUUUACAUGCCCCCUGUGAAACAUUCAGAGUUUACAAGCAAGUGGAAUGAGAUUUAUGGGAACAACCUGCCUCCCCUGGCUCUGUACUGCCUGUUGUGCCCAGAGGACUCUGCUGCCCUGCAGUUUCUUAUGAAGUUUAUGGAUAGGAUGGCUGAAUAUCCAGACUGGAAGGUGACCAGUGCUCCUAACGAUGAGGUUCCCAUGGCGCACUCUCUCACUGGGUUUGCUACUGCUUAUGACUUCAUUUACUCCUACCUGGAUGAACAGCGGAGGGAUGUUUACCUCAAGAAAAUUCGCUCUGAGACAGAGGAGCUGUACGAGCUGUCAAAGUACAGAGGGUGGGGGAAACAGUAUCUCCAAAAUCAUCAAACCACUAACAUAUUAGCCAUCCUGACUGGUGCAAUUGUGGUUGGAUCACAUGACGAUCCAGAGUCAAUGAUCUGGAAACAAGUGGCAGUGAACUACAUGGAGAAAACAAUGUUUCUCCUAAACCAUGUUGUUGAUGGCUCUCUGGAUGAGGGGGUAGCCUAUGGGAGCUACACAGCCAAGUCAAUCACACAGUAUGUCUUCUUAGCUCAGCGCCAUUUCAACAUUGAUAACUUGCAGAACAACUGGCUUCGGGGACACUUCUGGUUUUAUUAUAACACUCUGUUGCCGGGGUUUCAGAGAACAGUUGGCAUUGCAGACUCCAACUACAACUGGUUCUAUGGGCCGGAGAGCCAGCUUGUUUUCCUCGACACAUUUGUCAUGAGGAACGGAACGGGUAACUGGCUGGCUCAACAAAUUAGAAAGCACAGACCCAAGGAUGGGCCCAUGGGACAGUCGUCAGCCCAGCGCUGGGCUACACUUCAUACAGAAUACAUCUGGUACAACAACCACCUCACACCGCAGCCUCCCCACGACUUUGGCAAAGCUAGGAUGCAUAUUUUCUCAAACUGGGGUGUGGUUACCUACGGAGCAGGGCUUCCCAACGGCCAGGGUAAUACUUUUGUCUCCUUUAAGUCUGGCAAGCUGGGUGGCCGUGCAGUCUAUGACAUUGUCCAUGACAAGCCUUACUCCUGGGUGGAGGGCUGGAACAGCUUUAACCCAGGUCACGAGCACCCUGAUCAGAACUCUUUCACAUUUGCUCCUAAUGGACAGGUAUUUGUGUCUGAAGCACUUUAUGGUCCAAAAUACAGCUACCUUAACAAUGUUUUGGUGUUCAGUCCCUCACCUACCAGCCAGUGUAACAGUCCAUGGGAGGGUCAGCUGGGGGAGUGUGCUAAGUGGCUGCGCUGGACUGAUGAGGGGGUGGGUGAUACCAGCGGGGAGGUGAUUGUCGCCUCCUCACACAGUGACACCAUGUUUGUGAGUGGGGAAGCGGUGUCAGCUUAUUCCCCCGCUAUGAGAUUGAAGAGUGUGUUCAGAGCCUUGGUUCUGCUCAACUCACAGACUUUGCUGGUGCUCGACCACGUGGAGAAGUGGGGGGAUUCACCUGUAACGUCCCUCAGUGCUUUUUUCCACAAUCUCGACAUUGAUUUUAAAUACGUUCCUUUCAGAUUCAUGGACAGAUAUAACGGGGCGAUGAUGGACGUGUGGGACGCUCAUUAUAAAAUGUUCUGGUUCGACAGCCAGGGUCACAGCCCUGAUACCAGGAUACAGGAGGCAGAGCAGGCGGCCGAGUUUAAAAAGAGGUGGACUCAGUAUGUCAAUGUCACUUUUCCAAUGACAGGCACAGUCAGCAGAGUAGCUUACGUGUUACAUGGGCCAUAUGUCAGAGUAUCCAGCUGUAGAUUUAUGGAUAGUAGCAAAAAUGGUGUGAGGCUUUCUUUAACCAUAAAUAACACAGAGAAGAUAGUCUCUAUUGCUACAAACUAUAAAGAUAUAGGAGCUAGGAUGUCUUAUUUAGGAUUUGGAGGUCACUGUAAAGUUGAGGAUAGAUAUCAAAUCACACGAUAUGGCCUUGGGACGCAACUCAUACCCAAACAAAUCAGCAGCGAUAAUCAGCUGUUUGACUUUGGUUUCACAGUCAAUGUGAUAGCAGGGGUUGUUCUCUGUGUGGCCAUAGGAUUUUUGACCAUGCAGAGAAAGUUUUAUGUCUGCUUCAGCAGGCUGAUGCGUUACGCCCUCCUCUCUGUGCUCAUUCUGUGGAUAGCAGAGCUGCUGUUUGUGUCUAACAGCUGCGAUCAGCUUCUCUGUGGGGUAAAAUGGAAAGGUGCGGGUGCCAAAAGUGAAGUAAACAAACAAAUCAGACUGUACGAGCAGCGCCGGCUUCCCCUGCCCACCGUCGUCAUAACAACCCUUCCCGGAUCAGGAUCAGAAAUACUCAAGCACCUAUUCUAUAACAGCUCAGACUUUGUUUACAUAAGGGUUCCCACUGAGCACGUGGACAUUCCUGAGACCGAGUUUGAGUUUGACUCUCUGGUCGACGCCUGUGAGUGGUCAAGGUCAGACGCCGUGCACGGGCGGUUUAAGAUUAUUCAGGGCUGGCUGCAUUCGCUGGUCCACAACACCAAGCUGCACUUGCAGAAUAUUCAGCUGGUAGAGGGCAGCAGGGUCAAACUGCCCCAGAGAGCUGGGCCCUCUAGGGACAGAAAGAAAAGAUCCAGAAGGAGAGAGCCGGCGUCUGAGCUCAAGGGCAAAUUGAGAGCCAGUCUAGACAGAGAUGCAGAGCAUGUUAGGGAGAUGAGACGCCAUGUGGCGGAGUACCCGAAUGCCCGGGUGGUCCUUAACAUGCGCAGUGGAAGCUGGGCGCUCAAACUGUCCUUCAUUCAGGAGGUUGUGGGACCUUCCCUGAGGACAAUCUACUUGGUGAGAGACCCCCGAGCGUGGAUUUAUCUCAUGGUUUAUAACAGCAAACCCAGCCUUUACUCCCUUAAAAACAUCCCGCAGCACCUUUCCUUGAUAUUCAAGGAGGAUGCUGUCAAGGAUGGGUGCCCAACUGUGGCGCCGGAGUUUAAGAUAAUCCAGAGGCUGCUGUCCCGUUCAGAGACAAACCCCAUCCUGAUACUGGCUCAUCUGUGGCUGGCUCACACCGCAGCAGUGCUGAGGGUCACCGAGGGCCUCCCCGAGGAGUCCUACCUCCAAGUGAGGUUUGAGGAUGUGGUCAAUUUCCCGCAGGAUACAGCGGAGAGCAUACACACAUUUCUGGGGGUGCCCGUCUCACCCGCAGCUCUCAACCAACUUAUAUUCACCACCUCCACGAACCUGUAUAAUCUCAUGUAUGAAGGAGACAUUUCACCAGCCAACAUUAACAUGUGGAGGCAAAAUAUGCCUCGACGGGACGUCAGACUAAUAGAAGACGUGUGUGGGAGUGUGAUGAAGAGGCUGGGUUACACUAGGUUUGCCAGUUAACUUACUGCUGCUGGUCAGCUGAUAUUGAGCUGUCUCGUUUACUGUAGCUGCCAGAGUUCUGUAAAGUCGUUUUUCUUUUGCACUGACCUUACAUUUUAAAAAUAUGUUACAAGUGGAGGAAGAGCUGGGUAGCAUUUCUGCCUGUGUUUUUUUUUUCUUCUGUUAGUUGUGUUAGUUGGGUGUAUGUACGGUGUUGUACAGACUACAGCAACAGAUGUUUUUGAGGGAGGAAUAUUUUACAUUAAAAUAGGUGCAAGGGAGAUUAUGUUGUGCUCCCCCCCCAGCAGCCCUUCACACUUACUUGUAGCACUUUUAUUGAAUGAGACUUUAGACCUGUCUUACAUGCAGAGGAAUACCACAGAAGUUUAGCAUAACUUUAAUGUUAUUGCAGCAUCCCACAACAGCUCAGUUUCUCAGAAGAUUAUUUACUGUAUGUCUUAGUAAGAGAUGAAACACGAAUCCCUAAUCUGUGACGUUAGAGAGCAGUUUUUUUCAAAAUCUCUAUUUGUUAUCACUGGCAUUAUUUUAAAAAUAAGACUCGCAUUUAUAGACAAUCUUCUAAUUUAUAGCUUUGGAAGAGAUUUGGAUGUCAUGAAUUUAAUUUGCGUGCUCGUUCCCUUUAAAUCUAAAAAAGAGGCUGAAAUGUAUAGACAAUUUUGCAAAAGCAGAUUGGAAAACCGAUGAUAGUAGUGCUUUAUUGCUCUAAUAUAGACAUAUGAAUGAUAUGGAUUGUAUUUUCAUUACAUCAGUAGAGGGACUUUAUUUGAAGCUCAGAGAUGUCAUGGCGGUUUGGUGGCUUAGCACUUUCACAGGGACUCCUUUGAUUGUAUGUGGGAUUCAAAGCUAAACUUUACCAUAUGUACUCAGCUUGGAAAUAUAAAAACCUCUGAAUAUAUAUGAACCUCUGAAGAUAUUAUGUCUAGAAGAAGUAUUUAUGGGUUCCAAAGAUGCAUAUCCCAAAGGAUCAAGGAUGAAUAUGAUUAUUAUAACUCCCUUUGGCAUUUAUUGAAUUAGAUCAGAGGGAAGUGCUUAAUAGGGAUCAAACUGGAAAAAAAACUGUCAGCCUUGACACAUUUCUAGUCAAAGCAAUUUCCAAAGCAUCCCCCUCAGCUACUAAUAUUAAUCUGCAAAAUGCCAUAACUGAGUCUUACCCUGUGUUUUAUUGCUGUGCUAUCCUCACUAUAAAGGCCUGCAAAAGUUGCCAUUUUAUGUCGUGGUCAAUCAUAUGAUCAUAUGGGCUCAGCAAGCAGUGGACUGAACAGGGGGAUGAAUAGCUAAAAAAAAAGAAGAAAAAAGCCAGAGACCAUGUUUACUCUGUGAUGUUAUGCUCUUUGGCCUCCUUAGUAACCUUUGAUGCUGUCUUGCUUAACAUUUCUGUACUGUAAAUGGAUCACAUGUAACAUGGAGAUGGUACAUUCAGUUAUAUUGCAUCUGUACACAAACAAACAUACGUGCCCAUUUGGAAAUAUCCAUCUUUCCUCAGCUAGAAACAGCCCUGUUUGUUUUCAUUCGCGAUGAACACUGAAACCCUUGACUGCCUGGAAAACCCGUUUGAUGUUUGUGGUCUUUGAAUGUGUAGACUUGGCAGACAUGCUUUCACUUUGGUGUUGCAAUCCUGUUACCAACUCUGUUUUGUAUUUGCUCGUGGGGAUAUGGUUCCUUGCUUCUGUGGCCUUGAAUUACAAUCAUUUCUUUAUAAGGGUUUUCUGUGGGCUCUGGAGCAGGAGGUGGAGAUAAUGUAAAGAAAAUAUUAAAUUCAUAAAUAUAUAAGCAACCA
Messenger RNA from Micropterus dolomieu (smallmouth bass), 6332 nucleotides. Its product is annotated as dermatan-sulfate epimerase-like protein. The transcript has a single exon. Gene Ontology annotation, molecular function: sulfotransferase activity; chondroitin-glucuronate 5-epimerase activity. The record is from RefSeq and is a predicted model, not a curated record. Lineage: Eukaryota; Metazoa; Chordata; Actinopteri; Centrarchiformes; Centrarchidae. The coding region runs from base 899 to 4555 and encodes 1218 amino acids.